UUUCAGAUGCUCCCACAGCUGCUCCUGUUCACAAUACUCCCAAUUUCGACGCUCGGUCUGGAAUGCUUCACGUGUGGAGUUUUCCUGUCGGCUCCGGAGCCAAUGUGUCGCGGUGAAAUCCGAAAUAACUCGUGUGCUCCCGAAAAUCUUGGAUGCUUAUCGAUUAUUGGCCAUAAAGCAGACGGAACCUAUUAUGUAGAAAAACGAUGCGCUGAGAAAACCGAUGAUUUAACGGAUGGAUGCAUUAAUAUCGGAAUCAGAGGCAUCGCCGCCAAGCAAUGUUUGUGCAAAACGGAUCUCUGUAAUUCGAGCCCCGGCCAGCCGUUCCGCACCUGCCUCGGAUUAGGACUGCUUGGCUUCCUCUACGCGUUUUGGAGAAUUGUUUGAAUUUAUUUUUGAAGCCCUCCAUGGAGCUCCAAAUAAUAAUUUUUUGGUGUAUAGGAAAUUUUCACGGUUGACCUCAUAUUUCGACUCGUUUUGAGCAUAGUUUUGUACAAUAAACAUUUGAAUUUCUAGAAAU
Caenorhabditis elegans is the source of this 520-nucleotide messenger RNA. It is a transcript of the gene F36H9.7, whose product is annotated as UPAR/Ly6 domain-containing protein. The coding region runs from base 7 to 387 and encodes 126 amino acids. The record is from RefSeq and is marked reviewed. Gene Ontology annotation, biological process: sleep; regulation of synaptic transmission, cholinergic. Lineage: Eukaryota; Metazoa; Nematoda; Chromadorea; Rhabditida; Rhabditidae. The transcript is spliced from 3 exons.